AUGGAUUCAUCUCGUGAAGCUAAACACGAGGAGGAGAGAGGAAAAGAUGAAGCAGCUUCUUUGGUGGAUGUAAAUCUCAUGGUUGUGCUUCUCUCUCAGUUUUGUACGAAGGACGAAUUAAAUGAUAAUAAUUUGGAGAAAGAGAAAAGAGAUCAUGCUGCGCAUGAGAUUCGUGAAUCCAGAGCACGUGCAAACAAGAGGUUUAUGAAGGAAACAAAGGUCAUGGAGAAAAGGACGCACGUGCUUCAACCCAUGGCUAAGGAAUUUAGGUGA
Messenger RNA from Eruca vesicaria subsp. sativa (arugula), 273 nucleotides. Lineage: Eukaryota; Viridiplantae; Streptophyta; Magnoliopsida; Brassicales; Brassicaceae. The record is from the annotation of a GenBank genome assembly.